Messenger RNA from Ipomoea nil (Japanese morning glory), 1487 nucleotides. Its product is annotated as uroporphyrinogen decarboxylase 1, chloroplastic. Gene Ontology annotation, molecular function: uroporphyrinogen decarboxylase activity. The record is from RefSeq and is a predicted model, not a curated record. The transcript has 6 exons. Gene Ontology annotation, biological process: porphyrin-containing compound biosynthetic process. NCBI's taxonomy places the organism in Eukaryota, Viridiplantae, Streptophyta, Magnoliopsida, Solanales, Convolvulaceae. The coding region runs from base 96 to 1355 and encodes 419 amino acids.
CAAAGGCCAAAGGCCAAAACACAGCGAUUGAAGUGGGAAGAUAAGAAGCUGGGGUUGGGGAUUCUCGACCCUUUCCCUGUUCAGAAGAAGCUGAGAUGGGUUUCUCUGUGUUAAUGGCAACGAGUGGGUGUAGCAGUAGCUAUGGGACACCCGCUCUGGGCUGGAAAUCUUCAAGCUCGCUUUCCCAAUUAGGGUUUAUCCCCAAUGGGUUGAACGCAAUUCGGACCUCCCGUAAACCCGCAAAGUUCAUACGGGCGUGCGCCUCCUCCUCCUCUUCUUCUUCAGAACCACUUUUGGUGAGGGCAGCAAGAAGAGAACGUGUUAGUCGCCCACCAGCUUGGAUGAUGCGUCAAGCAGGAAGGUAUAUGGCUGUUUACAGAAAGCUUGCAGAGAAACACCCAUCCUUCAGAGAGAGGUCAGAGACAACUGAUCUCAUUGUCGAAAUUUCUUUGCAGCCUUGGGAAGCUUUUCAUCCUGAUGGAGUAAUCAUCUUCUCUGACAUAUUAACCCCACUUCCUGCAUUUGGAGUCCAAUUUGACAUUGAAGAGGUUCGUGGUCCUGUGAUUCAGUCUCCCAUUCGUUCUGAGGAGGGAUUGAGAACUUUGCACUCUAUUGAUUUGGAAAAGCUACAGUUUGUGGGGAACUCCCUCAAGAUUUUGCGUAAAGAGGUCGGGGAGCAAGCUGCAGUUUUGGGAUUUGUGGGAGCUCCUUGGACUAUAGCUACAUACAUUGUAGAAGGAGGGACUACACGCACAUAUACAACAAUAAAGGGCAUGUGCCAUACGGCUCCACAUGUGCUGAAAGCACUUCUCUCUCAUUUGACUAAGGCAAUUACUGAAUAUAUCAUUUAUCAAGUUGAAUCUGGAGCUCAUUGCAUACAAAUAUUUGAUUCUUGGGGUGGACAAUUACCGCCUCAUAUGUGGGAGAGUUGGUCAAAACCUUACAUUGAUGAGAUAGUAAGUAUAGUGAAGAGGAAGUGCCCACAAACACCGCUUGUGCUCUACAUUAAUGGAAAUGGGGGGCUCAUUGAGCGGAUGAAAACUACUGGAGUUGAUGUAAUUGGGCUUGACUGGACUGUAGAUAUGGCAGAUGGAAGGAAGCGACUGGGAAGUGAUAUCAGCAUACAAGGCAAUGUUGAUCCUGCUACCUUAUUUUGUCCUCUCUCAGCUUUGACCGACGAAAUCAACAGGGUUGUAAGGUGUGCAGGACCCAAGGGUCAUAUCCUGAAUCUAGGCCAUGGAGUGCUUGUUGGCACACCCGAGGAAGCUGUCGCUCAUUUCUUUGAAGUUGCAAGGAGUUUCGAUUUUGAUACAAUUGAAAACCACGCAGCUCAGGCGUCUAAAGUCACAGCGUAAAGAACAGGCCAAAUUAUUAUUAUUAUUAUUACAUCAGUAGCUCACUUCUACUCACCUGUUUCAUGUCUUGUGUCUGAGAUGGGAGGAGUUUUCUGAACAUGGUAGGUCCUUUUAGGCCAAUUAAGUAAGAAU